CGUCAUGCAGUAUAAAAGCUGCGAGCACUGUGGCGGGGACGCGCAGAAGGUUCGGGACUCGGUGUUGACAGCUGCGAUUACAGGGACUUCACACCGGAAACAUGAGGGAGAUCGUGCAUCUGCAGGCCGGACAGUGCGGCAACCAGAUCGGUGCCAAGUUCUGGGAAGUCAUUAGCGACGAGCAUGGCAUCGACCCCACAGGAACCUACCAUGGAGACAGCGACCUGCAGCUGGAGAGAAUUAAUGUCUACUACAAUGAGGCCUCAGGUGGGAAGUACGUCCCCAGGGCCAUCCUCGUAGACUUGGAACCUGGCACCAUGGAUUCCGUACGCUCCGGACCAUUUGGACAGAUCUUCAGGCCGGACAACUUUGUGUUUGGUCAGAGUGGUGCUGGAAACAACUGGGCCAAGGGUCACUACACUGAGGGGGCAGAGCUGGUGGACUCGGUCAUGGAUGUGGUGAGGAAGGAGUCUGAGAGCUGCGACUGUCUUCAGGGCUUCCAGCUCACCCACUCUCUGGGCGGAGGGACCGGCUCUGGAAUGGGAACCCUUCUCAUCAGCAAAAUCAGGGAGGAGUAUCCUGACCGUAUCAUGAACACCUUCAGCGUGGUGCCCUCCCCCAAAGUGUCCGAUACCGUGGUAGAACCGUACAACGCCACCCUCUCCGUGCACCAGCUGGUAGAAAACACAGACGAAACCUACUGCAUAGACAAUGAGGCUUUGUAUGACAUCUGCUUCCGCACCCUCAAGUUGACCACCCCCACCUACGGCGACCUUAAUCACUUGGUCAGCGCAACGAUGAGCGGUGUCACAACUUGCUUGCGCUUCCCGGGUCAGCUGAACGCUGACCUCCGUAAACUGGCUGUCAACAUGGUCCCCUUCCCACGUCUUCACUUUUUCAUGCCAGGUUUCGCCCCGCUGACAAGCCGUGGCAGCCAACAAUACCGUUCCCUAACUGUCCCCGAGCUCACCCAGCAGAUGUUCGACUCCAAAAACAUGAUGGCUGCUUGCGACCCAAGACAUGGACGUUACUUGACCGUGGCAGCUGUGUUCAGAGGCCGCAUGUCCAUGAAAGAAGUGGACGAGCAGAUGUUGAAUGUCCAGAACAAGAACAGCAGUUACUUUGUGGAAUGGAUCCCCAACAAUGUCAAGACCGCUGUGUGCGACAUCCCGCCCCGAGGUCUGAAGAUGGCCGCCACCUUCAUCGGCAACAGCACUGCCAUCCAAGAGCUGUUCAAGCGCAUCUCCGAGCAGUUCACCGCCAUGUUCAGACGCAAGGCUUUCCUUCACUGGUACACGGGAGAGGGCAUGGACGAGAUGGAGUUCACCGAGGCCGAGAGCAACAUGAACGACUUGGUGUCGGAAUACCAGCAGUACCAGGACGCCACCGCAGAAGAGGGAGAGUUUGAGGAAGAGGGAGAAGAAGAGGUUGCUUAAAUCCACACACUUCUCCUGCCCAUCAAACGAUUAACCCUCCAUCCCAUCAUGCCAUCCUAAGUCUCAUCACCAGAUAGCCAGACAUUACCACCCCACCCCCAGUAAUCACAGCAGAGCCUCUGAAUAGGUGACUACACGGUCUGCAAUAUGCUGGUAUCUCCAUGGUUCCUGAAGACAUCUUGGUGUCUUACGUGUUGUAGCCCGGGCCCUGGUGCCAGACCAGUCGUGAUGACUUGGUAUCAUGGUCUAGCAUGUCUGCAUGAGCUGGAGAACCGCUUGCUCCUAAUAAUCAUGGAGGAUUGUGGGAUAGUUCUUGAUGUCCUGGUUUAAGAACGUAAUUUGUUAUCGUCCUUGACUGCCAUGUGCUCCUCAUCUGUGUUUUUAGAUUGUGCCAUGUGCACAUGUGUGCCCCCCCCCCCCCCCCCCCCCAUCAUUUAUGGGAUCGGAAACUAGUUUCAGUAUUGUAGGGGGUCAGGGGCCUAACCUAAUCUUCUCCUUCUGACUACUUGCACUGCCGUUUUUUUGUUUAUUUACCUGUUCCGAGGCUCUGCUGUCCACAUACCGCAGCUCAGUCACUUACCAAACGCCAUGCUAAUUACUGCGUCACCUUGGCUUCUGUGCAUGACGAGCCCAACCCUUUGACAAUAGCACACCUUUUCUUUAUUUUUUCUUUAUUUUUUUUUUUGGCGUAGGCCUCUUUAACUGUGACUACUCUGCACUCCCUGGUGAGGAGGACGUUACACCGCCCUCUAGUGGCACCAACCUAUUAAUUGAUCCAUUCCUUGCACUCAUGAGGAUGGCAGAUUACACCUCCUUUCCACCAGCCCCAGGUGUCUUUUUGCCGCAUUUCUUUUUGUCUGUAUGGUUUCAGUGAGUACAUAACAUGUGAUUGUGAUUCUGUCACCCGUAUCAUUGGACCUUUGGCGCACAGGAUAACGUCACUUGCCCCCGGCCACGCUAUUAAGCCUGCACACUACUGAAUAAAAGCCUGUGCGAAAACCA
Molecule: messenger RNA, 2438 nt
Organism: Bufo bufo (common toad)
Lineage: Eukaryota; Metazoa; Chordata; Amphibia; Anura; Bufonidae
Gene: TUBB4A
Product: tubulin beta 4A class IVa
Exons: 4
Coding region: 102-1436 (444 amino acids)
Biological process (GO): microtubule cytoskeleton organization; mitotic cell cycle
Cellular component (GO): microtubule; cytoplasm
Molecular function (GO): GTP binding; GTPase activity; structural constituent of cytoskeleton
Source: RefSeq, a predicted model, not a curated record